This is a messenger RNA of Fusarium tjaetaba, 1284 nucleotides long. Its product is annotated as ankyrin repeat-containing protein. The record is from RefSeq and is a predicted model, not a curated record. Lineage: Eukaryota; Fungi; Ascomycota; Sordariomycetes; Hypocreales; Nectriaceae. Gene Ontology annotation, biological process: guanosine tetraphosphate metabolic process. The transcript has a single exon. Bases 1 to 1284 code for a protein of 427 amino acids.
AUGAGCGGCUAUCAUGGCUAUGGUUCAUACAACCAGGAUGACUCGGAUGACCAGCAAGACGCCUAUAGCCACACUAGCUCAGAUGAGCAAGGUGGCUUAGCAAACCCUUAUGGCCAAGACGGCCACGAUGAGGAUUCCAGCAACCACAACGCUGCAUAUCUCCAGAAAGUUGAAGAAUGCCUUGCAUACUACGGUGAUCCCGACACACAAGCAGCAUACCAAAACGUUGCGCACGAAGCUAGGGAUACACUACAGGAUCUUCUUAGAGAGACUGGCACCAAAGGAGUAGUGACUUGCAGAACCAAAGCUUAUGACUCGCUCGAGACUAAGCUCAGGGGCAUGGCGAGUGACGCCGAUUUCACUCACUUCGCGCUAAACAACGACAUCUUUCAACACAGUGAUAUGGGUGACCUUGCUGCUGUUCGGAUCGGCUUAUACCUACCGCAAGAUGUAAUCAACACGGCAAAGGAGUGCCAGCAGCGGUUCCCCGUCGCGCAUCUCUUUGGGACCGUUGGCAGCGGGAGAGAUGCUCCACAGGUAGAUAGAUUUAAUCUCGAGGGUCAUUCAAGAGGGCCAUGGCGGUCGCAGGAUCAAUAUGGGUCUGACGAGUACUGGCAACAUUCAGGAUACAAGUCUUGGCAGAUGGUUGUCGAGUGGGAGGGAGGACUACGAGUCGAGAUACAGAUUGGAACGGUUGUCUCACAAGCCUGGGCUGAAGUUCAGCACAACAUCAUUUACAAGAGGCCAGACGACAUCAUGUCGACUCCAACCAUGAAACGGAUGAUCGAUGCAAUCAAUGGUUUGGCCAUCACCACGGAGAUCAUUCUCAGUGAACUCGAACGAAACGUCGAGACAGCAAAGCAAGAGGAAAGACUGCGACGCGACACAGAGAAACAAUACGACAGCCAACCCAUCACAGAGAUCGACGACUUCUUUUCAUGGUUCGAAGUAGCGUAUUGGUACAAGAUGCCUCAAGCCUUGGCUCUGCGCUGGGAACCUGAUGCCAUCUCUGUUCAGCGGCUUGUUGAGUUUUGCUCGAAUCCCCGAAGACGAUGGGGUCUUGCUCCUGAGAUGGGUUCCUACCGUGGUAUGGAUUUCAAGAGGAUGAUUGAGGAUAAUAACUUGUUGCAGACUAAUCCUUUGAGCAAUGAUAGGUGUGAUAUCGCUUAUCUGCUGUUGUGUCAGAUCAUGGAUGAUCUUGGGAUUCGGGAGGAGUUUGAUGCCAAGGAGGAGGAGAGUCGGUACUGGGAUUCUGUGCCUCAUCAGCCUGGUUGGAGUCGUUGA